Messenger RNA from Callorhinchus milii (elephant shark), 1746 nucleotides. It is a transcript of the gene ppp2cb, whose product is annotated as protein phosphatase 2, catalytic subunit, beta isozyme. Gene Ontology annotation, cellular component: cytosol. Gene Ontology annotation, biological process: mitotic cell cycle; peptidyl-serine dephosphorylation. Gene Ontology annotation, molecular function: protein serine/threonine phosphatase activity. The record is from RefSeq and is marked provisional. NCBI's taxonomy places the organism in Eukaryota, Metazoa, Chordata, Chondrichthyes, Chimaeriformes, Callorhinchidae.
ACUGCGCAAGCGCAGUCCCUCAGCGUCCAGAGGGCGAGUCGGCGGCGGCGGCGGGUCGGAGCGGCUCCCCGACAAACGGCCCUCAGUGAGCACCGAGCAGCAGCUGCCCGGCCACCCCGCCAACUAACUAACUAACCAACCAACCAACCAGUCAGCUAACCAGUCAGCCUCCCUCUCUCCCGCUUCUGCUCCGGGCGACGCACGAGAUGGAGGACAAAACGUUCACCAAAGAGUUGGACCAGUGGAUCGAGCAGUUGAACGAGUGUAAGCAGCUGAACGAGAACCAAGUGAGGACCCUGUGUGAGAAGGCGAAGAUUCUUACAAAAGAAUCUAAUGUUCAAGAAGUUCGAUGCCCAGUCACAGUAUGUGGGGAUGUCCAUGGACAGUUUCAUGAUCUCAUGGAGCUGUUCAGAAUUGGAGGCAGAUCUCCAGACACCAAUUAUCUAUUCAUGGGAGAUUAUGUUGAUCGAGGUUACUACUCUGUUGAGACUGUCACGCUACUUGUAGCACUAAAGGUCCGAUAUCGAGAGCGUAUCACAAUACUGCGAGGAAACCAUGAAAGCAGACAGAUCACACAAGUUUAUGGUUUUUACGAUGAAUGCCUAAGGAAAUAUGGAAAUGCCAGUGUCUGGAAAUACUUCACAGAUCUCUUUGAUUAUCUUCCAUUGACAGCCUUAGUGGAUGGACAAAUUUUCUGUCUUCACGGUGGUCUGUCUCCAUCCAUAGACACAUUGGAUCAUAUUCGAGCCUUGGAUCGCCUACAAGAAGUUCCACACGAGGGUCCAAUGUGUGAUCUGCUCUGGUCAGACCCGGAUGAUCGUGGUGGUUGGGGGAUUUCUCCUCGAGGUGCAGGAUACACUUUUGGUCAAGACAUUUCCGAAACCUUUAACCAUGCGAAUGGCCUCACUCUGGUUUCUCGGGCUCAUCAGCUUGUAAUGGAGGGAUAUAACUGGUGCCAUGAUAGAAAUGUGGUAACAAUAUUCAGUGCACCAAACUAUUGUUACCGCUGUGGUAACCAGGCUGCUAUUAUGGAGCUGGAUGACACGCUGAAGUAUUCUUUCCUUCAGUUUGACCCAGCACCUCGCCGUGGAGAACCUCACGUCACUCGCCGUACUCCAGACUACUUCCUGUAAAUUUAUUUGUACACUACAUCCACGUCAGCAGUUCACCUGCUCUAGAAAAGCAACAAUAUUUAAAUGUUUUUCUAAACUUAUUUGGGUUUGUCCAACUUCAAAGCAUUAACAUGGACCAAAAUGUGCCAUAUACUGAAGGCAUCUGUAUGCCUAGGAGCUUUGAGCACAAUUUGACAGUGGUUAUUUGUUUCAGAAACGGUAUUGUGCAGUCCCAACAGUCAAAAUUUUUUGCCUGCUGUACCGUUUGUAGUUACUUGUCAUUUUGUUUUAUCCAGACUGUGAAAUAUCGAUGUACAAAUGGUAUGAUUAAAACAGCUACAAAUGCAAUAGUCAUGACAUUUUUAGUUGUAGUUUUAUCAGGCAUGUAUUUGGUUUCAGUACAUUUUUUGGUUUUGAAAGAGACACAACCUGCUCCAUUUUGAAUGUAUAGUGUGAAGGUUUAAAAGAGGGUGAAAUGGCUCUUGGAAUGUCUGCUGGAGUGUUGGAGAAAAUACCCCCCUUUUUCAAUGUUUGAAUCACUGUUCUGUGUUACUGUACCUUAUUUCUGUAUAUUUGUCAUGAAAGUGCUUGCAGCUUAUUUGGUGUAUUUCAAAAAAUAAAACAACUUCAAAUC